ACGCAAACGAUAGAUAAUUGCGGCUCAAGCGAAACGCUUGCAAGUGAAUCGUUCAGAUUCCGCUUCCAGUCAUUCAGUCAGUCGCAUCAUUCAACCAUUUGGCAAUGGACUUUUCCGGUAAGGUUGUGCUCAUCACUGGGGCUAGCAGUGGAAUCGGUGCGGCCACCGCCAAGCACCUAACCGAGUUGGGGGCUACGGUCGUUUUGACCGGUAGGAAUGAAGAAAAUCUCAACAAAGUUGGAUCGGAAUGCGAAGCUGUGGGCAAAGAGAAGCCCUUUCUUCUGGUGGCCGAUGUGACGAAACCCGAGGACAACAGUCGAGUGAUUGACGAGACGAUCAAGAAGUUCGGUAAAUUGGACGUUCUUGUGAACAACGCAGGCAAAGGACUGCCGGGAAGCAUCGAAAAUACCAGUCUGGAGCAGUACGAUGAUAUAAUGAACACCAACGUGCGGGGCGUGUAUCACCUGACGAUGCUGGCGGUGCCCUAUCUUAUCAAGACCAAAGGCAACAUAGUGAAUGUAUCGAGCGUUGCCGGAACUAGAUCAUUCCCGAACGUUUUGGCCUACUGCGUUUCCAAGGCAGCCUUGGAUCAAUUUACAAGAUGCGUUGCCCUGGAACUUGCGCCUAAGCAGGUUAGAGUGAACUCAGUUAAUCCAGCGGUCAUCGUAACGGAUUUCCAUAACCGGCUCGGUAUGAACCCCGAGGAAUAUGCUGCAUAUUUGAAGCAUAGCGAGCAGACGCAUGCCAUGGGUCGAGUGGGCAAAGCGUCGGAAGUCGCUGCGGCCAUCGCUUUUCUUGCUGGGGAUACCGCUAGUUUUGUUACGGGAACGUGUCUCUGUGUGGAUGGUGGAAAAAACGUGAUGUGUCCACGAUAAUUCAACCUUAAAAUCUCGUCAGAGAAGAAGUAUACAAAGAGUUCAAUUUUAUUAAACAUAUGUAAAUUAAUCAAAGUCAACACAAAACAACAAAAUGAAAAAUAAAUAAAUGGAUAAACAAGUCGAGAAAUUACAAAA
This is a messenger RNA of Aedes albopictus (Asian tiger mosquito), 1013 nucleotides long. Its product is annotated as 3-oxoacyl-[acyl-carrier-protein] reductase FabG. Gene Ontology annotation, molecular function: oxidoreductase activity. Bases 105 to 875 code for a protein of 256 amino acids. The transcript has 2 exons. Lineage: Eukaryota; Metazoa; Arthropoda; Insecta; Diptera; Culicidae. The record is from RefSeq and is a predicted model, not a curated record.